Molecule: messenger RNA, 2124 nt
Organism: Henningerozyma blattae CBS 6284
Lineage: Eukaryota; Fungi; Ascomycota; Saccharomycetes; Saccharomycetales; Saccharomycetaceae
Gene: IRC3
Product: double-stranded DNA-dependent ATPase
Exons: 1
Coding region: 1-2124 (707 amino acids)
Molecular function (GO): DNA binding; ATP binding; hydrolase activity
Source: RefSeq, a predicted model, not a curated record
AUGCUUCAGCUUCGUUUUGUUAGAUUCGAUGGGUUGAUUCGUUGGAACACGUUUUAUAAUACAUUUAAUAAACAAGCUCAAUUUGUUAGAACAUACUCUAAUACUUUAGAAAAAUCUACAGAGUUAGAUAUUGUAGAAUCAAAACCAACUUCUAAUAUCACAUUAAGAGAUUAUCAACAACAUGCAAUAGAUUCAUGUUUAGACUCUAUUUCUAACGGUACCAAUCGAAUAGCUGUUUCCUUAGCUACAGGUGGUGGAAAGACUGUUAUAUUUUCCAAUUUGAUUCAUCAAAUAAAUAAUAAUUCUUCAAACUCACAAUUUUUUAAGGCAUUAAUUCUAGUUCAUAGAAGAGAAUUGGCUUUACAAGCUUUAAGACAUUUGAAAAAAACAUUACCCGAAAAAAGCAUUCAAUUAGAAUUAGGUAAAUACAUUUGUAAUCCACAAGAAGCUGAUAUUGUCAUUGCCUCUAUUCAAUCAUUAACUAGACGAUUGGAUAAAUAUAGUCCCACCAUAGACACAAUCCCAUCAAGAGAUAAUUUUGAUCUAAUUAUUAUUGAUGAAGCUCAUCAUUCAGUAGCUGAUUCUUAUUUAAAGAUAUUAAACUAUUUAAACCCUUUGAAAUUAAUUCCCAUCAUUGGGUUUAGUGCCACUUUUGAAAGAAUGGAUAAAAAGGGUCUUUCAUUAAAUUUCGAUAAAGUCGUUUAUCAUAAAGGAUUAUUAGAAAUGAUAGAUGAUAAUUGGUUAUGUGACGUCAAAUACACCUCUGUUAAUAUUGAUCAAUUACAAUUAAAUUCAAUAGAGACUAAUUCAUCUACUGACCAAGAUUUUAACGUCGAACAAUUAUCCAAGAUUAUUAAUACGCCACAAAUCAAUCAAAUCAUUUUAAAGACUUAUAAAUUUAAACAAAAAUCUCAUGAUUUGAAAUCCACCUUGAUCUUCGCCACAGAUAUUAAUCAUGUAUUAGAAUUACAUAAAUUGUUUCAAAAUAACGAUUUCAUCUCUAAUUAUGUCACUGGUAAGACUCCCUUGCAAUUAAGAGAUUCCAUCAUUCAAGAUUUCAAACAAGGUAAAAUCAAUAUCCUGAUCAAUUGUGGCAUUUUCACAGAAGGUACAGAUAUCCCAAAUAUUGAUAGUAUAUUAUUAUGUAGACCAACCAAAUCAAGGUCAUUAUUAGUUCAAAUGAUUGGAAGAGGAUUAAGAUUACAUACAAAUAAAGACUUCUGUCAUAUAAUUGAUUUCAUUAAUACAUCAAACGUAGGGGUUAUUUCUUUACCAUUAUUAGUUGGUAUAAAUGUCGACACUGAAUAUUUAAGUAAUCAAUUGGAUGAUGUUACUUUAAAUGAAUUGAAAACAAUUAAAGAAAAUUAUGAAUUACAAAAAUUGGAACAAUCCUUACAGUUAGAAAAAAUUAAUCAACUAGAAAAUGGAAGAAUUAAUACUUUUAUUGAAAAUACAGAUGCAUUUAAUUUGACUUUAGUUGAUUAUGAAUCAUUGAGAGAUUUCUCAAAUAAUAGCAAAUCUUCAGAUAAUUCGAACUUAGAAGAUGAAUAUAUUGUUAAAUCAAGUUUACCUUGGGUUAAAUUUCAAAAAAAUGGCUGGGGACUAUCAUUAGGUAAGACUCACCACUUAAGAAUAUAUAAAGAUUUGAAAUCAAAAGAAUAUGAAUUGAAAAUGUAUAAUGAUUUGCAAUCCUUUUUAGAUGAAAGAGAUAUAUAUUAUUCUACUAAAGUUAAAUUCCAGGCAAGAUCCAUUAAGCGUUCAACAAACUUAAUUGAGUUGAUUCAAAAAGUAAGUCAAAUUAUAGAAAAUUUAUCAAAAGUGAAAGAUAAAUAUAAUGACUCCAUUAUUAUAAGAAGAAAUUUGACAAAAUUUGCACAAUGGAGAUUUUGUGAUGCUUCUUUAAAACAAAAAAGCUUUAUCCAAUAUAAAUUAAUUAAAGUUUUUAAUUCAAAACAAAAUAAAAAUUACAACUUAACGAUUGAUGACAUAAAGAGUUAUAUAAAAGAACUCAAGAAAGGUGAUGCUUCAAAUAUUAUAUUUGCAACCUCAUUAGCUCCUAUAUUUCCCAUUACUUCUUUAUUAUCUGCGAUAGCCUAUAAGAAAAGAUACAAGAAUAAAUUGUAA